Messenger RNA from Aspergillus aculeatinus CBS 121060, 1919 nucleotides. Its product is annotated as cytochrome P450. NCBI's taxonomy places the organism in Eukaryota, Fungi, Ascomycota, Eurotiomycetes, Eurotiales, Aspergillaceae. The record is from RefSeq and is a predicted model, not a curated record. The transcript is spliced from 2 exons. The annotation marks the transcript as partial. Gene Ontology annotation, molecular function: iron ion binding; heme binding; oxidoreductase activity, acting on paired donors, with incorporation or reduction of molecular oxygen, reduced flavin or flavoprotein as one donor, and incorporation of one atom of oxygen.
CUCGCAAGAAUCUCCGCUCCCACUUAAACUUCACAGGUCAAACCAAAUCAUCAGCACUCUUACAUUCUCGGUCUUUGAUUUACGCCUGUCCGAACCCCGGCUGAACACAGGCGGGCAUAACACAUCACAAGCCGUUUGCCUUUCUUGGAUAAAAGCCACUUCAUCGGCAACUUCUCCCCUCCCCUUCCUUUUUGCUAGCUACUUCAUCACUUAUCAUCAACGCCAGUAAUGCGAGGACUGGCACGAAUUGCAACCAUGAAUUCCUACACACCCCACCAUCCCGUUGCGGUAUUCGCUGCCGCUGUCGUUGUCCUCAGCUCAGUCCUCACUUAUUUGAAUCGUCGAUGGAAGCAAUAUCGCAUGGCCAGAGCAAACCAAUGCCAACCACCCCCGACCCUCUGUGAAUGGGACCCGGUUUUCGGCCUCGAUGGGAUUUAUCAGCGAAUGAAGGAGGCCAAAGAACACAACUUUCUCGAGAGAAGUGUCGACCGCUUUGAGACCUACGGCAACACAUUCCAAGCUCGUCGGCUGGGCACAACCGUGAUCGCAACGCGCGAUCCCGAGAAUGUGAAAACUAUUCUCUCUCUUCGAUUCAAGGACUAUGGUCUGGGGGAUCGUAUCCACUCCUUCGGGCCGCUCCUCGGACAUGGUAUCUUCACAACAGAUGGCGAGCAUUGGGCCCAAUCGCGGGCUAUGGUCCGCCCCAAUUUCGCCAAGGAGCAGGUCGCCCAUCUUGACAUUUUCGAGGAGCUUAUGGAUGAUUUGCUGGCCCUCAUACCACCCGAUGGAACCACCGUCGAUCUUCAAGAUCUGUUCUUCGGAUUCACCAUCGACUCUGCCACCGAUUUCCUGUUUGGGCACAGCGUAAACAGUUUGAAGAAGCGAAGGGCGGGGCUCCCUCAGAGCAUAGAGGAAGAGAAGGGUUUCGCGGAGGCAUUUAAUUAUUCUCAGUAUGCUAUUGCCACAAGAGCACGCUUGGGCAAGCUAAGAUACCUUUAUCGCGACCCCAAAGCCGAUCAAUGCGAUCGUAUAUGCCAUGAUCUAGUCGAGCAGUUUGUCGACAAGGCUCUACGGACGCGUGAGCGGUGCAGUCAAGAGAACGACACACAGGAGAAGCACAGAUACUUGUUCCUUGAUAGCCUAGCGCAGCAGACUGGUGACCGGACACGUAUUCGUAGCGAGCUGAUCAACGUCCUCCUGGCUGGAAGGGAUACCACCGCAUCCUUACUGAGCAACUUGUUCUUCAUGCUUGCAAAACACCCCGAAGUCUGGCACAAAUUGCGCGAGGAAGUCGCAACACUGGAAGGGCGUACGCCUACAUAUGAGCAGCUGCGCAACCUGACGUACCUAAAGUACUGCCUGAACGAAUCGCUUCGCCUUCACCCCGUGGUUCCUGCUAACGCUCGUUUUGCCCAAACCGACACCAUCCUUCCUACUGGUGGUGGCCCGGAUGGCAAGUCCCGCAUCUUCGUGCCGAAGGGCAGCGUUGUCUCGUAUUCUGUGUUCGCGAUGCACCGGCGCAAAGACUUCUUCGGUUCGGAUGUGCACGAGUUCCGACCCGAGCGGUGGGCUGACCUACGUCCAAGCUGGGAAUAUCUCCCAUUCAACGGAGGACCACGGAUUUGCGUCGGUCAGCAGUAUGCACUGACAGAGGCAGGUUAUGUGACGGCGCGUUUGGCACAAAAGUUCUCGAUACUGGAGAGCCGCGAUCCAGGCCCUUGGGAGGAAAAUUUGACAUUGACAUGCUGUUCCAAAAACGGGACGAAGGUAGGACUAAGAUAGUGCACGGGUUCGACGGCGCCUAUCGAGGAGUCAUCAUGUAUCUUUGGGAAAGCAUGGACGUAAAUCAGGGCGACUCGCAUCACGUUUCGUAUUUUGCAAGCUGUGAAUCAACAUUAAUCUUCACUUCUAAGUACACA